Molecule: messenger RNA, 3950 nt
Organism: Labeo rohita (rohu)
Lineage: Eukaryota; Metazoa; Chordata; Actinopteri; Cypriniformes; Cyprinidae
Product: NLR family CARD domain-containing protein 3
Exons: 10
Coding region: 137-3250 (1037 amino acids)
Molecular function (GO): protein binding
Source: RefSeq, a predicted model, not a curated record
CUCUUUCUAAAACCUGUUUUUAAGGGGUGUGUCAGGAAUCAGUCACUGUUAUAAUUGGCUAACGUCAUUGCAUAGGAAACAGUUUCAACAUCCCCACGCUACUGCAUUCAGUAGUGGAGAUCAAACUGUUUAGAUCAUGGAUGAAACUCAAACAUCUGGAGAUGAAGAUUUAAUUCAAGGACAUAGUUCAUUUCAUCAGAAGAGAUCAGAAUCAGAGCUCGGCUGUGUGUCCGUAAAGAGGACUAAAGAGUCCGUAAAGAGUCAUCCAAUAUGGUUUAAGAGUGGAGAUAAACAUCCUGGUCUCAGUCCAGUUCAUCAGAAGAGAUCAGAAGCAGAGCCCAGCUGUGUGUCUAUGAAGAGUGACAACUCUAUGAGUCAGCCAAUAAAGUUUAACAGUGGUCUCAAUUCAGUUCAUCAGAAGAGAUCAGAACCAGAGUCCAGCUGUGUGUCUAUAAAGAGUGACACAUCUAUGAUUCAGCAAUUACAGUUAGAUAGUGGAGACACACGGCCUGGUUCCAGCCAAGAAGUGCUCAAUGCAUUUAGGACUAAUCUGAUGAAAAGGUUUGAGUGUCUGUAUGAGGGAACAGCAACACAGGGAAACCCAACACUGCUGAAUGAGAUCUACACAGAGCUCUACAUCACAGAGAGUGAGAGUGGAGAGAUCAAUAAUGAACAUGAGGUGAGACAGAUUGAGACACAAUCCAGGAGAGCAGCAACAGAGGACACAGCCAUCAAAUGCAAUGACAUCUUUAGACUUUUACCUGGACAAGACAAACCCAUCAGAACUGUGCUGACAAAGGGAGUCGCUGGCAUUGGAAAAACAGUCUCUGUGCAGAAGUUCAUCCUGGACUGGGCUGAAGGGAAAGAGAAUCAGGACAUCCAGCUCAUAUUUCCACUUCCUUUCAGAGAGCUCAACUUGAUGAAGGACAAAACACUUUCAGGUCUUCUUAGUUUCUUUUUUCCUGAAACUAAAGAAAUGGGAAUAUCCAUUGAGGAAUAUAAAGUGUUGUUCAUCUUUGAUGGUCUGGAUGAGUGUCGUCUGUCUCUGGAUUUUAAGAGCAAAGUCAAACCGACUAAUAUAUCUGAAUCAGCCUCAAUGGACGUGCUGCUGAUAAACCUCAUUGUGGGGAAUCUGCUUCCCUCUGCUCUCAUCUGGAUCACCUCCAGACCAGCAGCAGCUGAUCUCAUUCCCUCUGAUUGUGUCCAUCGAGUGACAGAAGUAAAAGGCUUCAAUGAGCCACAGAAGGAGGAAUAUUUCAGGAAGAGAAUCAGUGAUCAGAGUCUGGCCAACAGGAUCAUCUCACACCUGAAGUCAUCAAGGAGCCUCUUUAUCAUGUGCCACAUCCCAGUGUUUUGCUGGAUCUCAGCCGCUGUUCUAGAGAAGAUGUUGAGUCAAGCAGAGAGUGGAGAGAUUCCCAAGACUCUCACUCAAAUGUACACACACUUCCUGAUCAUUCAGACCAACAUCACACAUAAGAAGGACUAUGAGAAGAACAUGAAAGAUGAAGACAUGAUCCUCAAACUGGGGAAACUGGCUUUUCAGCAGCUUGUGAAAGGAAACCUGAUCUUCUAUGAUGAAGACCUGAGAGAGUGUGGCAUUGAUGUGACAGAAGCAUCAGUGUACUCAGGAUUGUGCACUCAGAUCUUCAGAGAGGAGUUGGGCUUGUAUCAGGGGAAAGUCUUCUGCUUUGUUCAUCUGAGCCUUCAGGAACAUCUAGCAGCUCUAUAUGUGCACCUCUCCUUUACAUACAAGAAGACAAACGUAUUUGACCAAAACAAACAAAGUCUGUUGUCUAAGAUUUUUAACCAGAAGAAAUAUAAUUCAUUAUUUGAGCUGCAUCAGAGAGCUGUGGAUGAGGCUUUACAGAGUAAGAAUGGACAUCUGGAUCUUUUCCUGCGUUUCUUUCUGGGUCUUUCAGUGGAGUCCAAUCAGACUCCUUUACGAAAACUACUGACACAGACAGGAAGCUGCUCCUACAACAAAGAGGAAACAGUUCAGUACAUCAAACAGAUGAUCAGGGAGAAUCGUUCUCCAGAGAAAUCAAUCAAUCUGUUUCACUGUCUGAAUGAACUGGGUGAUGAUUCACUGAUGCAGGAGAUUCAAGAUUAUGUGAAAUCUGGAGAAAUAAGGGAAGCCAAACUCUCCUCUUCACAGUGGUCAGCUCUGGUUUAUGUGUUGCUGACAUCAGAGCAGAAGAUGGAUGUUUUUGAUCUAAAACAGUUUAUUGGAGCACAAAUGAAAGCAGAUAAAGUUCUUCAGAAGCUGCUACCUGUGAUUAAAGAAUCCAGAUCAGCUCAGCUAUGCGGAUGUAAUCUGACUGCUCAGUCCUGUAAAAGUUUGUCUUCAGUUCUACAAUCCUCAAACACUGUCCUGAAAGAACUGGACCUGAGUAACAAUGACCUGAACGAUUCUGGGGUGAAGAUUCUUUCUGAUGGACUGAAAAGUCCAAACUGUCAGCUGGAAAUUCUGAGAUUGUCUGGCUGUAUGGUGACAGAAAAAGGAUUCAGAUAUGUGUCUUCAGCUCUGAGUGCAAAUCCCUCACACCUGAGAGAGCUGGAUCUGAGCUACAAUCACCCAGGAGAUUUAGGAGUCAAGCUGCUCUCUGAAAAACUGGAGGACUCAAACUGCUCAUUGGACAAACUGAAUGUGGAUCAUGGAGGAGAAUCCAGGAUUACAGCAGGACUGAAGAAAUAUGCCUGUUUUCUCACACUGGAUCCAAACACAGCACACACUGACUUCAUACUGUCUGAGGAGAACAGAAAGGUGACACGUGUGGAAGAGGAUCAGUCAUAUCCUGAUCAUCCAGACAGAUUUAAAUAUUGGCAUCAGGUGUUGUGUAGAGAGAGUGUGUGUGGACGCUGUUACUGGGAGAUUGAGUGGAGUGGAUAUCGUGUGUUUAUUUCAGUGUCAUAUAAGAGCAUCAGCAGGAAGGGAGAUGGUGUUGAAUGUGUGUUUGGAUGUAAUGAUCAGUCCUGGAGUUUGUACUGCUCUCGCUCCAGAUACUCAUUUAGACACAAUAAGGUAGAGACUUUUCUCCCUGUAGAGUCUAUCAGCUAUAAAAUAGGAGUGUAUGUGGAUGUGAGUGCAGGAACUCUGUCCUUCUACAGCAUUUCUGACACAAUGAGCCUCAUCCACACAGUCCAGACAACAUUCACUCAGCCGCUCUAUCCUGGGUUUGGUAUUGUUUCUGGAUCAUCAGUGAAACUACUAAACUUCACUACAUCAAAGCUACAGCACUGGGAAAUGUAGCAAGCUAAGCUACAGCACCAUGGCAAAAGUAGUUUAAUACAUCUACACUAUUUUUUAAAAUGUCAUUUUUUAUUUUGAAUCAACAUCAUACCAAGUCAGUGCUCUCUCAGUGAUCAAUAAAACUGUCGGUCAAACAGAUAUAGACAGGCAUAAUAGUUUAGUUCUGUUUGUUUAUUCAACAACUGGUCCAAACCAAUUUGGAAACCAAAAACAGUAUAAUGUUCAGGGCUACCAAUUGGUAGUUGCUCUUGUGGCUUUAUUGUUUACAGAUACAUUUAUAUAAAUGGUAAUACUCACAAUAAGGUUCAUUAGUUAACAAUAUUAACCAAUGUACUUAACAUAUGAAGAGUUAGCAAUAGAUCUGCAGGGUUUAUUAAUCUUAAAUGUUAAUUUAAACAUUUACUUAUGUUUUAUUAAAAUUUAAAAGUUGUUUUGUUAACAUUAAAGGAGAGGUUCACUUCCAGAACAAAAAAUGUACAGAUAAUGGACUAUGUACUUUUACAGAUAAUCACAGUUUAUAGAUAAUUUACAGUUUUUCCUCCAACUUCACAUUCAUCAUACAUUGCAUUUUCAUUUUGUAAACACUGGGUCGGUACUUCUGCAGCAAAGAAGAUCAAACACCUUUUACAAAAAAAAAAAAAGGUAAAACAGUGAUGUAAGUUGGAUGAAAAAAUCAGAUGUUUUUCGACACCCUAACUGA